CAGCGCCCUCUUCCGGUCGGAUCCCGGAAGCGCAGCGCUUCCUCCUUCUUCCUGAUCUCCAAUGUUCGUCGUCCUUCUCCUCCUCCGGCUCCAUUUCGACGGGAUUUUUCAUCCUCCUAACCGCCCCGGAUCAGGACACGACCGCGUCUAAGGUGGGGAAAAAAAUGUCCGGAGAAAGGCAGAGGUCAGACGACGAGAGUCCCAGCACCAGCAGCGGCAGUUCAGAUGCCGAUCAGAGAGAUCCUCCUGUAGCAGAGGUCGAGGAGCAGGAAGAGAGGAAGCAGGCCACACCUCCACAGCAACAGCAGAAGAAAGCAUCCAAACAGUCCAGCAAGACCCCGGCCAAGCUGUCGUCCAGCGCCAAAAGAAUCCAGAAGGAGCUAGCUGAGAUCACUCUGGAUCCUCCACCCAACUGCAGUGCGGGACCUAAAGGAGAUAACAUCUACGAGUGGAGGUCUACCAUCCUGGGUCCUCCUGGCUCCGUUUACGAGGGCGGCGUGUUUUUCCUGGACAUCACCUUCUCCUCAGACUACCCCUUCAAGCCUCCUAAGGUGACGUUCCGUACACGGAUCUACCACUGCAACAUUAACAGUCAGGGAGUGAUCUGUCUGGACAUCCUGAAGGACAACUGGAGUCCAGCACUCACUAUCUCCAAGGUCCUGCUGUCCAUCUGCUCACUGCUCACGGAUUGUAACCCUGCGGACCCUCUGGUGGGAAGCAUAGCCACUCAGUAUCUGACCAACAGAGCAGAACAUGACAGAAUAGCUCGACAGUGGACCACAAGAUAUGCCACAUAGAUACUGGCAGCUUUCCCCCUGUCCUCAACCCACACAUUCUACCCACCCAAAUGCCCCCCUUCCUCAACUCACCUCGGCUCAGCUCACCAUCACCACCCCAGACCCCUCCAAAUCUCCUGCAGGAGCGAUCGCAUCCUGGAGAUACAACUUAACGACGUGCAGCGAAUCUUUAUAGCCUUUACAAUACGGACUUGUGUAUAUAUACACACAUACACACACAAUAUAUAUUUGUCCCCCCCGAAUCUGCCUUGUUUUCUUUCACCCAACUCAGACUGGGACAACAGACGAGAUCCCGCCAAGCUAAACGCUAACGGUGUAGUUUUUUUUAGGGGUUUUUUUUUUUUUUUUUGUAGCUGUAGAUUUUAGUUCUGUUUAAACGCCUACUCGCAAGUCUUGCUUCUUUGAGAUAUUAAAAAAAAAAUGUAUUUUGUGAUGUAUUAAGAAAAUCGUUCCUAAAAGGUCAACCAAAUAUUAUGGUUCAUUUAGUCUAAACCAUUAUCUGUAUGAUGUUAUAAAAGUGGAAAAGCAUCUAGGUGUAGAAUAUUAAAGACGAUGUGAUUUUUCCGAGUCCCCCGGAGACGUUUCCCGUUCUGUGAUGACCCGAUGUUGUGAAUCUGUUCUACCUUUGUCACUUUGUAAUGAAGAGAAGCUCAUUGACCGUUUUGUAGCUCGGCUAAAAUGAGCCACGAUGUAAUAUCUCCUCAUACAUAAUAAAAAAAUCUAUAACCUGUCCCUCA
Molecule: messenger RNA, 1534 nt
Organism: Tachysurus fulvidraco (yellow catfish)
Lineage: Eukaryota; Metazoa; Chordata; Actinopteri; Siluriformes; Bagridae
Gene: ube2e3
Product: ubiquitin-conjugating enzyme E2E 3 (UBC4/5 homolog, yeast)
Exons: 6
Coding region: 165-797 (210 amino acids)
Biological process (GO): protein polyubiquitination
Cellular component (GO): nucleus
Molecular function (GO): ubiquitin conjugating enzyme activity
Source: RefSeq, a predicted model, not a curated record